AUGUCUGAAUCAAGCAAAUCACCAUUAUCAACAACAAGUGUUUUAGGUGAUAUUUCCAGUCGAAAAGAGCGAUUUAAUACUGAAUUAUCGAAAUUGAAAAAUGACUCGUCAAACAAUCCAUUGUUUACAGCAGACCGAUACGAAAACACUGUUUUGUCAGUACAACAAGCAAAGAAGAAAUGUUUUGCCGAUCGAAAUGUGAAAGAAAUAGCACUUUUGAGAACCUACGAUGUCGUAGUCUUUGGUAAUUACUCAAAAUUAGUGAAAAAAUCUAGUUCAGCGGUCGAAGGCAUUGCAAAAUAUUAUGUGGUUCUCGUUGUCACAAUUCUUUAA
Adineta ricciae is the source of this 333-nucleotide messenger RNA. The record is from the annotation of a GenBank genome assembly. Lineage: Eukaryota; Metazoa; Rotifera; Eurotatoria; Adinetida; Adinetidae.